GUUUUAGUUGAGUUGCUUAAUUGUUCUCGCCUAAAAACUGAAAUGCAACUGUGCACUUUUCAGUUUCACAUAAUUCAGUUGUCAAAAUGUCUUCGUCGGAUGAGGAUAUGCUUGUAGCAUUAAUGUAUUUGAGACAUAAAAAACGGCAAAAAAAAAGAAUAUGGGCUCAUCCUUAUUAUUCAUUACACAUUAACCAUAGUUCAUUCAUAUUAUCCAGAGAAUUAGAUCAAGAUCCAGGCAAAUUUCAUGGAUUUUAUAGGAUGAGCAUUGAAACGUUUCAAGAUUUAGUCGAAUUAAUGAAACCAUCAAUUAAAAGACUGGAUACAAACUACCGAAAAGCAGUGUCAGUCGAGGAAAGACUUCUCAUUACGAUAAGGUAUAUGGCAACAGGAGAAAGUUUUAGAGCUAUGACAUAUCACUUUAUGAGAGGGCUUACGACAAUUAGUACUAUUGUUUCAAACACUACUGAAAAUAUUUGGACCGUACUUCAUCCAGAAUAUUUGGGUUCACCAACGCAAGAAAAAUGGAUACAAAUUUCUAACAGAUUUUAUGAAUUAUGGAAUAUACCAAACUGUUUAGGGGCGAUUGACGUACUUAUGGCUUGUGUUGACGCCGACGGAUUAUUUACAACGAUAGAUGUUGGUGAAGUAGGGAGAAAUAGUGAUGGUGCUGUUUUUCGAACUUCAAAUCUCGGACGUGCUCUAAAUUUAGGUGUAUUACAGCUACCUCCCAGUAAACCAUUACCUUCAAGUAAUGAUGAAAAUGAUUUUCCUUUUUAUUUUGUAGCGGAUGAAGCUUUUCCCCUCACAAAAUAUAUAAUGAGACCUUAUCCAAAACGAAGUUUGGACAAUAAAAAAAGAGUUUUCAAUUAUCGACUUUCAAGAGGCCGUAAAAGUGUCGAGUGUGCGUUUGGUAUGUUAGUAUCCAAAUUUCGUUUAUUUGAAGGACCAAUUUGUUGUAAGGAAGAAACUAUAAAUUUCAUUAUAAAAGCUGCUUGUGUCCUUCACAAUUUUAUUCGAAUAAAACAAGGAAUAUUUACUCAUCCUAAACAGUUUGAAAUACAACAAGAAAAUCAUCAAAUUUCGAAUAUUCAAGUUCAACAAAAUCGAGUUCAACAAGUAAUAAGACCUUUAUCAGAGGCACAACAAAACAGGGAAAAAUUAUGUAAUUAUUUUAUGUCACCAGCCGGUUCUAUUCCAUAUCAAUGGAACACUAUAAUUUAA
Messenger RNA from Metopolophium dirhodum (rose-grain aphid), 1223 nucleotides. RefSeq lists its product as uncharacterized. Lineage: Eukaryota; Metazoa; Arthropoda; Insecta; Hemiptera; Aphididae. The transcript is spliced from 3 exons. The record is from RefSeq and is a predicted model, not a curated record. Bases 87 to 1223 code for a protein of 378 amino acids.